UAACAUCAUUUUACGAGGAAAGAUAUUGGUUGACAUAAUCACGACAGAACGUGGACGUUGUUGGCAGAAUUUAUAGUUCAAUACCCCUGAAAUAGUGAUACACAGAAUUAAGGUCUAUAGCCUGCUAUCAGCAAAUCAUUUGAUAUCAGCUUUAGAAAGCCUGUAUUAAGAAAAUAUGGCGUCCAUUCAUGGAAAAGCAAUGAUAGGGGGCUGUAUACAACUAUGGAUUUUGUGUGUCUUUGUAAUCGUGGUCCCAAGAUUAAUACAAUGUGAAUCCGAACCUGCCGAAGGGGACAUACGUCUUGAAGAUGGUAGCCCCUCCAGCGGGGGAAGGUUAGAGAUCUACCACAAUUCCGAGUGGGGCUUCAUCUGCCAUUUGUAUUGGUCCUUACUUGAUUACACGGCAGAAGUUGCAUGUCGACAGCUGGGCUUAGACACCACACAUGUACGCGGGUUUGUUAUGAGCCGCGGAAAUGGACCUCUUCAUACGUUCGGUUUAGUCUAUAAUUGCAAUGGGAAAGAAAACCGAAUAGAUGCAUGUCCCGUCCUUGGUGCACCAAUUUGUGUUUCUGAAACGGAUUUGGCAGUGGAAUGUGGUCCUCAUGUUCAAGGAGACGUCCGCCUGGCGAAUGGAUCGACGGCGGACGACGGUCGGGUAGAGAUCUACUACGAAGAGGAAUGGGGGACAGUCUGUGAUGAUGGUUGGGACAACGAUGACGCUGCAGUUAUAUGUAAACAGCUACGAAACUACCAACAUGGCGCCGAGGCUAUAAAUGGGGGUGCAUAUCCUCAAGGAACUGGUCCGAUACACCUUGGUAAUGUCCAAUGUGAAGGUACUGAAAGCAAACUUGGAGAUUGCAGCAGUGGCGGAUGGCGUAACAACACGUGUGGCCAUGAUCGAGAUGCCGGAGUGGUUUGCCCACCUGCCUUCGAAGGUGAUAUCCGGCUUGUUGGUGGUCACAGGCUAAUGGAGGGACGGGUGGAGUACUACCAUGAAGACCAGUGGGGUACCGUCUGUGAUGACCUUUGGGAUGACCACGACGCUUGGGUUGUGUGCCGCCAGUUGGGGUACAAACCACUUGAUGGACAUAGAUUCGGAGGAGCAUAUUUUGGACGAGGAUCUGGCCAAAUACACCUGGAUGGCGUCCAGUGUUCGGGCAGUGAGGUCAGACUAGAAUCCUGUCGCAGUAACGGUUUGGGCAGCCACGACUGUGACCAUUCCGAAGAUGCCGGAGUACGAUGCUUUUUGCCUGAUGACGGAGAUGUUCGUUUGCAAGAUGGUCCAUUGAUAAACGAAGGUCGUGUAGAGGUCUUCUACCAAGGGAGGUGGGGUAGUGUCUGUGCCUCGAACUGGAGUGCCUCUGAAGCCUGGGUUGUAUGUCAACAGCUGGGGUAUAAGCCACAUACUGGAUUUGCUAUCAGCGGUGCAAUAUACGGACCCGGUCUUGGUCCAAUACACCUUGAUAAUAUUGGUUGUGUAGGCCAGGAAUAUAAACUAGAUGACUGCGGUAAAAGCAUCAACGCAGUGGGCAACGACAGUUGUGAGGAUAACGGAUAUGCCGCAGUUCAUUGCCCGGCGGAACUUGAAGACGGGGAUGUUCGCCUGGUCAAUGGUUCCAGUCCAAACGAGGGUCGGGUUGAGAUCUACCACUCUGGUACAUGGGGAACCGUAUGUGACGAUGACUGGAGCUACCCAGAUACCCAGGUACUUUGCCGGCAGUUGGGCUAUGAAACAAAGGGUGCAAUGGCUACCUACCGCGCUAAAUACGGACAAGGAUCUGGCCAAAUACAUCUUGCUAAUGUCAGGUGUACCGGUUUAGAAGCUCGACUGGAUGAAUGCAGCAGUAAUGGAUGGGGCAUCUGUCUAAACAAUGAAGCUGUUGGUGUUAUCUGCACUGUUCCCAACGAAGGGGAUGUUCGUCUCGCUGAUGGCCCCACGAAAAACCAAGGUCGGGUGGAGAUCUAUAAUAAUAACCAAUGGGGCAUUAUCUGCAAUCGUAGUUCUUGGGGUGCUACAGAAGCGACGGCUGUUUGUCGACAGCUGGGAUUAUACCAAAAUGACAGUGGCAGUGUUCUAUUCGGGACUGUGGACGACUGGAGUGGUGGUCCAAUAGACUCUACAGGCGUUUACUGCAGCGGCACGGAAAGCAGGUUGGAUGAAUGCAGGAGCAGCAACGACGGCAGCGUCAAUUGUGACCCCAGUGAUGUGGCUGGAGCUCGUUGCAUUAGUUCCCUUGAAGGAGCUGUCCGUCUUGUAGACGGUUCUAGUCCAGACGAAGGCCGGGUCGAGAUCUUCCAUGAUGACCAAUGGGGUACAGUCUGUGAUAGAGGCUGGGAUGACAAUGACGCGAGGGUAGUCUGUCGGCAGCUCGGGUAUACAGGCAUUACAGGGGAUAUUGGGGUGGCUAGGACUGGUGGUACAUACGGCGCUGGAUCAGGACCGAAAUACAUUACUAAUGUCAGAUGCAAUUCCUAUGAUGACAGGUUAGAGGACUGCACGCAUAACGGAUGGGGUGUCACCUAUUCGUAUUGCCAAAGAGGAUAUGCCGAUGCUGGAGUGCAAUGCUUUCUGCCUGAUGACGGAGAUGUUCGUUUGCAAGAUGGUCCAUUGAUAAACGAAGGUCGUGUAGAGGUCUUUUACCAAGGUAGAUGGGGUAGUGUCUGUGCCCCGAACUGGAGUGCCUCUGAAGCCUGGGUUGUAUGUCAACAGCUGGGGUAUAAGCCACAUACUGGAUUUGCUAUCAGCGGUGCAACAUACGGACCCGGUCUUGGUCCAAUACACCUUGAUAAUAUUGGUUGUGUAGGCCAGGAAUAUAAGCUAGAUGACUGCGGUAAAAGCAUCAAUGCAGUGGGCAACGACAGUUGUAAGAAUAACGGAUAUGCCGCAGUUCAUUGCCCGGCGGAUCUUGAAGAAGGGGAUGUACGCCUAGUCGACGGUAACACUCCAAACGAGGGUCGGAUCGAGAUCUACUACGCUGGCACAUGGGGGACCGUAUGUAACGAUGGCUGGGGCUACCCAGAUACCCAGGUACUUUGCCGGCAGUUAGGCUAUCAAACAAACAAUGCUAGGGCUUCCCUCGGUGGUAACUAUGGAUUUGCAAAUGGUCCAAUACAUUUGGAUAAUGUCAGGUGCACCGGUUUUGAAGUUCGAUUGGAUGACUGCAGCAGUAAUGGAUGGGGCUCGCACGACUGUUCACACGCUGAGGAUGUCGCUGUUAUCUGCACUGUUCCCAACGAAGGGGAUGUUCGUCUCGUUGAUGGAGCCACGACAAACCAAGGUCGGGUGGAGAUCUAUAACAAUGACCAAUGGGGCAUUAUCUGCAAACGUAGUUCUUGGGGUGCUACAGAAGCGAAGGCUGUUUGUCGACAGCUGGGAUUAUACCAAAAUGACAGUGGCAGUGUUACAUUCGGGACUGCGGACGACUGGCGUGUUGGUCCAAUACACUCUACAAGCGUUUACUGUAGCGGCAUGGAAAGCAGGUUGGAUGAAUGCAGGAUCAGCAACGACGGCAGCGACAACUGUGACCCCAGUGAUGUGGCUGGAGCUCGUUGCAUUAGUUCCCUUGAAGGAGCUGUCCGUCUUGUGGAUGGUUCUAGUCCAGACGAAGGCCGGGUCGAGAUCUUCCAUGAUGACCAAUGGGGUACAGUCUGUGAUAGAGGCUGGGAUGACAAUGACGCGAGGAUAGUCUGUCGGCAGCUCGGGUAUACAGGGGAUGUUGGGGUGGCUAGAACUGGUGGUACGUACGGCGCUGGAUCAGGACCGAAAUACCUUACUAAUGUCAGAUGCAAUUCCUAUGAUGACAGGUUAGAGGACUGCACGCAUAAUGGAUGGGGUGUCACCGAUUCGUAUUGCCAAAGAGGAUAUGUCGAUGCUGGAGUGCAAUGCUUUCAUCCUACGACAGUACUACCAAGCGUCAUUUCAAUAGACGACAUUCGCUUGGUGAAUUCAUCAUCGGAAUACGAAGGUCGGCUAGAAGUCCGCGCCAAUGGACGAUGGGGAACUGUGUGUGGAAACUACGGGGAGUACAGCGUACAAAACAUGGCGGAGGUCGUAUGCCGGCAGUUGGGAUACCCCUCUGAGGAUGCUGAGGCCCUUGGAGGGGCGCUUUUCGCGACUGGUUCGGGACUGAUCUGGUUGAGAAGUGUUUACUGUACCGGCAACGAGAACAACUUGGACUACUGUAAUCAUUACACUUGGUUAAACGGCUACUGCACGAACAAAGACGCCGUAGGUGUGAGGUGCAAGGAGCCCUCAAAUUCUAAUCGAGUAGUCGGUACCAUGGCCUUUGUUGGUGUGUCUCUGUCGCUGCUGGCACUAAGCAGUUUCGUAGCCGUGUGGUAUACCUGCACUCACGCCAAGCCCAAGACCAUCAGACCGACGCAGAGAAUGGACCAGGGCAUCUGCCUCACCACAGUCAAUGCUCGUUCUACCACCGUGACGGAUGCCUGUCCUGCUAACAACGAAGGAACCGAAAUUACAUCAUCGCUUUCGUCCUGAGAACCUCCGACGGUUACAAUGUCGGGCUCACGUUGGCUCCUCCGCCAUCUUAAGCCUCUCUAUAAAAUGUGAAACUGAAGUCCAUGCCAAGACAAAAUAGGAUCUACCGAAAUUAGCAUGUAGCAAAAGUGUCCUUCGUGGUUUACUUUAAAUAUUAUGACUAUUGCUAUUUGUAAAGGCAUGAAGAUCUAAAGUGCGCUUAUCUCUGUGUGCGCGCUAAUGUAAAUUAACCUAUUAACUAUGGGGGUUUUUUUUGUCAGCGGUUAUUACACGAAUCAAUCUCGAACUAAAUUUUAUUUUUCAUCCCUAAACAAGGAUCAUGGGGGGCGUUUCACAAAACUUGUCAUCAGUGACAAAUUACAG
Molecule: messenger RNA, 4861 nt
Organism: Strongylocentrotus purpuratus (purple sea urchin)
Lineage: Eukaryota; Metazoa; Echinodermata; Echinoidea; Camarodonta; Strongylocentrotidae
Product: deleted in malignant brain tumors 1 protein
Exons: 14
Coding region: 176-4498 (1440 amino acids)
Cellular component (GO): membrane
Source: RefSeq, a predicted model, not a curated record